This is a messenger RNA of Neocloeon triangulifer, 3558 nucleotides long. It is a transcript of the gene egl, whose product is annotated as egalitarian protein homolog. The coding region runs from base 111 to 2567 and encodes 818 amino acids. Gene Ontology annotation, molecular function: 3'-5' exonuclease activity; nucleic acid binding. Gene Ontology annotation, biological process: nucleobase-containing compound metabolic process. Lineage: Eukaryota; Metazoa; Arthropoda; Insecta; Ephemeroptera; Baetidae. The record is from RefSeq and is a predicted model, not a curated record. The transcript is spliced from 9 exons.
GUGGAGGUGAAACUGUGGAAUUCAAUAUGGCGGCGGUGCUGUAGGUCGAGGGCCCGUGUGGCUGUCAUUCGGACGCAGAAUUUGGGCCCGAGAGCGCGUGCAGUGCGGAGAUGGACAGCUGCGAGUACGAGAUGGUGCGCAACAAGACGCUGCUCUUCUUCUUCGAGCGCCUCAUGGACAAGGGCGGCCCGCGGACCCUGCACGACCUGAGCUGCCAGUUCGGGGCCAAGGGCUUCACCAAGGAGAUGAGGCAGAUCGCCGGUGGCUCCCAGUCCGGCCUCAAGAAGUUCCUCGCCCAGUACCCCUCGCUCUUCACCAUCAACGGCGACUUCGUCCACGUCAACCAAUUCACCGGACAAUCCACUGGGAACGGGACGGAGGGCGGACAGCGCGGCGUCCGUGAGCGGGACUACGCGCAGGAGGCGGUCGAGUACUUCAGCGGCAAGUUGCUGCAGUACGGCCCUGGGACGGAGGUGCCGAUCCGCAGUCUGCUCGGCCAUCGGUCGCAGGCGUCGCCCGAGGUGCGGCACAUCUCGGGCCAGCACAUCAGCACCUUCCGCGAGUUCCUGAUGCGCCACCCGGACGCGUUCGCCGUCACCGACGAGUCGGUCAUGCUGCGCGAGUACGAGGGCAUGCAGGCGGCGCCCUUCCGCGAACUGCCGCCCGAGACCAGCGUCGACCCGGCCCUCGCGGCCCAGCUCAUCGACUUCCUCGUCUCCUGCCUCGAGGGCAAGGGCCCCAUGCUCGUCGACCAGCUCUUCCACUCGGUCUGCACCAGGUUCGCGCAGGAAAUGUGGUCGUGCAUGUUCAAGACGCCUCAAGACUUGUCCACCUUCCUCAAGAUGCACGGACACACGUUCCACGUGCAGAGCUCGCUGGUCACGCUGGUGCAGCGGCCGAGUUCGAACGCGAAGCCGCCGCACAACCCCAAGGAGAUGGACCAGUGCAACAACAAUGAGAAUCUCAACAACGAGUCCGCGCUCAACAUCAACAACAACAUCAACCUCUCGGGCACGACGGGCGGCGCCAAGCAGACGCCCAAAAUCAUGAGCCUGCGGCAGCGCAUCAACUCGCUGGUCAUGAAGACGCUGGCCGACAACACCGAGAGGGACCGAAUCGCCGCCACGGCCAACAUCCACGCGCCCACCACCACACCUCUAGACAUGUCUGGAAAUAGGGCGAGGGUGCUGCAGCGAGCGCGCGUCAUCCAAAGCGUGCAAGAAGCCAACGCCGUGCUCGCAGAAAUAUUCAAAAGCAAGCCGUGCGCGGUCGCCUUCGAUUGCGAGGGCAUCAACCUGGGUGCCAGGGGUCAACUCACCCUCAUGCAGUUGGCCACCCUCAACGGCAACGCGUACGUCUUCGACCUGCUCACCUGCCCGGCCCUGAUCGCUGAAGGGGGUCUCCAUUCCCUCCUCGAAUCCACGGAAGUUGUUAAGAUUAUCCACGACUGCCGGAACGACAGCGUUAAUUUGUACAACCAGUACGGCAUCACGCUCAACAACGUUUUCGACACGCAGGCGGCGCACGCGAUCCUGCAGCUGCAGGAGACAGGCAAGCCCGUCUACAAGGUGAAGAACGUGAGCCUGAACACGCUGUGCGAGCUCUACCAGGCGCCCAUCAACCCCAUGAAGGACCAGCUGAAGAGCGUCUACCGCAGAGACCAACGUUUCUGGGCCCGCAGGCCGCUCACCAGGGACAUGAUUUUCUACGCUGCCGCCGACGUGCUCGCUCUUGUUCCCCAAGUGUACGAAGGCAUGAGAAGGUCAAUCCAGUCAGAGCGAGAGGCCCUCUUUCAAGACUUAUGCCGCGAACAGGUGAUGAUGCAUGUCACUCCAUCCGAGGUCAAACUUCACAAGAAGCAGCGCAAAGUUGAGACCGAGGUCGUCGACCUCAAGUGCAAGCUGUCCGCGGCGCAGGGCGCAAAGUCCCUCGUGCUCAGCAACAGGGAAAUUAGACUGCUUAGAUACGUUGAGUUGACUGAAGAUGAGAAAAACAAGCUCAGAGGCUCGUAUAAAGUUGCUCGCAAACUGGAAAAGCUGGAAGGCGCUGGUGGCGACAGGUCGUACAGUGACGACGACGAUGAUGAAGACGAGAGUGAAGACAUCAUCGGUGACUUUCCUAGUCUUGACAGCACCUGCAGUGGUCACACCUCUCCUGAUGCCUCCAUUUCAACAGGUUUAAUAACCUCUCCGCCCUUAUCGCUGGACCCUCCAACCCUCACCGAAAGCAUGCAGAUGAUGGACGAGAUUCUGUCCGACGGUCUGAUGGACAAAGUGGAAAAGAUGGAGCGGCUGGAGGCCGUCCUGUCAGCGGCCACCUCCGGCCUGGACCGCCUCGCCUCUGACUCGGCCGAGCAGUCCUUGUGCGUCUGUCAGUGUCACCAAGCAAGGGAGGUGACCAACGUGUCGGCCACAACCUCUCCCAUGAACUCCAUAACCCAUUCUGCGGGCCGAGCAGAGGUGGCCAGUCAAACGCUGGCCACCGGUGACAUCGUCAUCACCAGAAUUUUUUUCACCGAGGAAGAGAAGGAGAAAGAAAAAACGUUGUCCCCUAGAGGGGAAGAGUAGAACUUUCUAUGACAAUUCUAAUAAUUGGGUUUGGCAAUUUUCCGUUCAUGGUUGCUUUGGUGUUUUGUUUCCUGUCCUUGUUGUUUUUAUUUGUUUUUGCACACCAAUCCAUACAAAGCCCUGUGUUGUUUUGCACUGUUGGAUAUUUUCUGUACAUUCCAAUUUUUGGAAGGAUUUUUCCCGUAGCAUGUUUUUUUUAAUUCUGGAAAAGUGCCAAGCCUAAUUUGGUUAUUGCCUUGUUUUCAAGGAACUCACCUGCAGUAUUAGUGAGUAGACAAUACUUAAUUAAAGGAAGCUACUUUGCUGAGAGGAAGUGCUCACUAAUUUUUACGCGCUAAUAGUUUUUGACGGUUUAUAUGUUAAUUUGCUUGUAAAAUAUUUAAUUUAUAUUGUAUACUACCAGCUUAUCAAGACAGAACAGUGCCUGAUGCAUUCAUUGAUUUUUGUCGGACGGAGUUUGUGUAAUAAAAUGACAAAAUUGCUCUGAGGUCGUGGUUCGAGAUGCAAAGUACGAACGAGCUCUCAGAUUUCUUAAACCAAUUAAGAAAGUCUGACGACAUUUGCCUUAUGGAAAGUAUUUAUAUAUACACAAGUGAUUUUAAACAAAAAUUAUACACGCGUCGUUCUAGGGCUAGAAGACAUUAUUUGUUCUCUGUUAUUUGCAUUGAAUAUCAAUCAUAUAUAAUCUGUGAUUACUAAUUUGGGCUCUGUGUUGUACUCCUUUCUUGUGAUUCCUCAAGACGCUUUAUUUCUGCCCUCAUUCAUUUUGCUUGCUUUUUUAUAAAACCCCGUUGAGUAGUGCAGCUGGAUUUUUGUAUCCUUCUUUCAAUUAAGACAAAUCUACUUCUUGAAUGGCCUUGAAUAAUCAUGCAAAACUAUCUCUGAUCUAAACUAAUCAAGCUUACGACAAAGUACUUAAAAGUGACAAACUUUAUGCAAUGCAACUGUAAAAAUGACUAUCCAACUGGUGUAGACGUUUCUUUGAAUAUUG